Molecule: messenger RNA, 1808 nt
Organism: Musa acuminata AAA Group (dessert banana)
Lineage: Eukaryota; Viridiplantae; Streptophyta; Magnoliopsida; Zingiberales; Musaceae
Product: alcohol acyltransferase 9
Exons: 2
Coding region: 19-1572 (517 amino acids)
Molecular function (GO): acyltransferase activity, transferring groups other than amino-acyl groups
Source: RefSeq, a predicted model, not a curated record
CAACUGUUCAGUGCUGCUAUGACCCACUUACCUUUCUCUCCCUUGCUUCUUAAACCCUUUUUCACCUACAAAUGCCAUCCGCUUCUGCUUCCUAUUUCCCACCGGUCCCUUUCGCAUCUCCCUUACCUCUCCUACUCCCUGCUAUUUCCGAUACCUCUAUCUCUAUGCGCUGCUAUCAUCCUCGUCGGGGAGGCUUGUAGCGUCACACAAGUGCAAGCCAUGACCAAAUCCAUAGAAAUCCCAGAUUGCUACUACCCAAAAGAGCCCAGCUUGGUGUGUCCAAGCAGCAGCACGCCGAGGCACACCCUCUACCUCUCCAACCUUGACGACCAGAAGUUCCUGAGGUUCUCCAUUAAGUACCUCUAUGUGUACAAGAAAGCAGUGGGGUGGGAGGCCCUGAGGACCUCUCUCUCAAAGGUUCUCGUGGAUUACUACCCUCUCGCAGGGAGGGUGAGGACCAGCGCGGAGGAUGGGGAGAAGCUGGAAGUGGACUGCAACGGGGAGGGGGCACUUCUGGCCGAGGGCUAUGUGGAUCUCACGGUGGAGAAGUUUCUGGAAGGGUCUAGAAGGCCCAACAGGUCCUGGAGGAAGCUCUUGUACAAGGUCGAAGCACAGAGCUUCGUGGCUGUUCCUCCACUUAUCGUUCAGAUGACUCAUCUUAGCUGUGGCGGUAUGAUCCUCUGCACUGCAAUAAACCACUGCCUUUGCGACGGUAUCGGGACAGCACAGUUCCUCCAUGCGUGGGCCCUCAUCACGUCCAAGCCUAAUGCCAACCUUCCCACGAAUCCCUUUCACGGCCGCCACAUUUUGAAGCCUCGAGAUCCACCCCAGAUUGCAUUCUCCCAUCCUGAGUUCAGCCGUCCUCUGCCCCAGGUUGGUCCUGACAGCGACUACAUCACGCAGAUCCUUCUGUCGCAGCCGUUGGUCCCUGUUUCCCUGACCUUCACCACCUCCCACAUCCUUCAUCUCAAGCAGCAAUGUGUUCCCUCGCUCAAAUGCACCUCCUUCGAAGUCUUGGCUUCGCAUGUAUGGCGUGCCUGGAUCAAGUCACUGGAUCCUCCAGCCUCCCUCCAUAUCAAGCUCCUCUUUUCCAUGAACAUGCGUCAGAGGUUAAAGCCGGAGCUCCCCAGCGGCUACUAUGGCAACGGCUUUGUUCUAGCAUGCGCGGAGACCUCUGCGGAGGAGUUGAUUGCGUCGAACCCACAUUAUUCCGUCAAAUUGGUGCAGGAGGCCAAGGAACGCUUGAACGACGACUACGUGAGGUCCAUGAUUCAUCUGCUGGACGUGAGGAAGGUGAAACCGGAACUGUCAUCAAGCUUGGUCAUCUCUCCAUGGACGAAGCUGGGGUUGGAGGACUUGGAUUUCGGGGAAGGAAGGCCACUUCACAUGGGUCCUCUGGCGAGCGAGAUCUAUUGUCUGUUCCUGCCAGUUAUCGGCGAUUUACAGGCUUUCACUGUCCUAAUGUCGAUCCCACAAGCGGUCGCAGAUCGGUUUCAGCACUAUUGCACGAAAGAUUUGGAUGAUGAGGAGGAGAAUGGGAUUAAGGAGGACGGAGGAAGAGGCUACGCAUAGCUGAAUUAAUUAAUGCGGUGUGCUACGUAUGUGCACUUUUUUGUCGUGUCGUUCUUCCCCGCUCUUGGUUUCAGAAUUCGGUCGUUCCACAACUUGACCCUGUUGUGUAUGCAUGUUGCGGUCGAUACCUUUGUCCCCUGUUCAUCAAGUUGAAAUUCUAGGAUGACCGAUCAUCCCUUGGAUGUUAUGUAGAGAAGGAUUAAAUAUCAUAAUAAACUGAUCUGGUUGAACUAGCA